Messenger RNA from Lathyrus oleraceus (garden pea), 1826 nucleotides. RefSeq lists its product as uncharacterized. The transcript has 9 exons. Gene Ontology annotation, molecular function: methyltransferase activity. The record is from RefSeq and is a predicted model, not a curated record. NCBI's taxonomy places the organism in Eukaryota, Viridiplantae, Streptophyta, Magnoliopsida, Fabales, Fabaceae. The coding region runs from base 135 to 1199 and encodes 354 amino acids.
AAAAACGAACUACAGGGUUUAGGAUAGUACGUUGAGGUGCUGAACUGUGCGUUCUUAUUUCAAAAUCCGAACCUCGUCAUCCAAAAGCAAAAUCAGAGUAGCCGUGUUGCGUUUUCUUAUCUAGAAGACUGAAAAUGUUGCUUCGGCGAUUGCCGUGGACGGUGGUUUCCGCCGCCGCACCAUUUCCACUGCAUUCUUCCAUUGGAGUUUUCACUCCCAUUCCAAAGCAACUCGCCUUCUCCCCCUUAUCCUUCUGCUCCACCUCCGACCUCCAUCUCACUCACCAUCCAGACAAACCUGAACACGAACCAGAUAAUCGUCGCCCGCAGCAUCUGAAACCCGGUCUUUAUCUCGUCGGAACACCGAUUGGAAAUCUUGAAGACAUCACAUUCAGGGCUCUUCGAGUGUUGAACUCGGCAGAUAUUAUACUAUCCGAAGACACAAGGCACUCUGGGAAAUUGCUUCAUCACUACAACAUCAAAACACCCCUGAUGAGUUAUCACAAAUUCAAUGAAUCGCACAGGGAACAGCUUGUGCUCAGGAGGUUGAAACAAGGUGAGAUUGUGGCACUUAUAAGUGAUGCUGGAACACCGGGUAUAAGUGAUCCUGGUAUGGAGUUGGCCAAAUUAUGUGUUAGUGAAAAUGUUCCUGUUGUUCCAAUCCCAGGUCCUUGUGCUUUGGUAUCUGCUCUUUCUGCCUCGGGUUUAUCCACGGAUGAAUUUACAUUUGUUGGUUUUCUUCCAAAACAUUCGGGAUCGAGAAGAAAAAGGCUCAUGGCUUCGGCGGAGCAAACAGCAACACAGAUAUUUUACGUUCCUCCUCACAAGCUUUCUCAGUUUCUCGAAGAGGGUUCAUCAAUUUUUGGUGAUACAAGGAAAUGUGUUAUUGCUCGAGAAAUGACAAAGUUUCAUGAAGAGUUUUGGCGCGGAUCACUUGGUGAAGCCAACCACGUAUUUUCUACUCGUCUGCCAAAAGGAGAACUUACCAUAUUGAUUGAAGGUCAAGCAAAUUCUAAAGCUGAACCUCCGUCUGACACCGAACUUGAGAAUGAGCUAAGAGAGUUAAUUGAAAAUGGCGAGAGUCUUUCCACGGCUGUUAAACUGGUUACUGGAAGAACAUCAGCCAGUAGAAAAACUAUAUAUUCACUUGCUUUAAGAAAAUUUGGCAAGCAACUUGAAGUGGAAGAUGAUUCUAGUUAGCAGCAGAUUCUUCUUGGAGAGAUGACGGUGGAAGGUUCAAAAUCAAAUAUUCGCUGGCCUGUUGCUAAGAUUCGUUGAGGAUCGAAUUGCAUCUUCAUGGCAUUGAAUUGGGUCCACUUAUCUCCAAAGUGGUCCUUCCACUCCUCUAGUGUUGUGUAAUGGGGCAGGUACUGUUUCACCUUGAUCUUCGAGUCAUGGCAGAAUCUCAGAAUCUGACGGUUCUGAUUAAUCAGGUACUCCAGUGUCUCAGCAUCCAAAGCUGAUCUCAGAAAUGCCACCAGGUAAAACACCUCCUCGUCUGGUGUCACCACCGAGCUCCGAUUCUCCCACCUAACACCAAAAUCUCAUUAUAACAACUGCUAUAAUAAGUUUAACCAUCACAAAAAUCAUGUUUUGGAUUUUUCUUUUCAUACAAUACAAGCAAUGAUGCAAAACAUUAUGUUAGUUGGAUUUACUUACUACGUUGUAACAAUUGUAUGACUUGUCAGAACAACGUGGAAUCUGCAGGUUUUUUUUAUUUAUUUUUCCUUAAUACAAAGGAUGGUAAUAAUUUUAUUUGUAAUUUUAGUUUAUCAAUGUAAUGUUAUUUUUUAUUAUAAUUAAUACUCUUAAUUGAUUGUUUUUUAA